This is a messenger RNA of Strongylocentrotus purpuratus (purple sea urchin), 3857 nucleotides long. Its product is annotated as nephrin-like. Bases 1 to 2067 code for a protein of 688 amino acids. Gene Ontology annotation, cellular component: cell-cell junction. Gene Ontology annotation, biological process: cell-cell adhesion. Gene Ontology annotation, molecular function: cell adhesion molecule binding. The record is from RefSeq and is a predicted model, not a curated record. NCBI's taxonomy places the organism in Eukaryota, Metazoa, Echinodermata, Echinoidea, Camarodonta, Strongylocentrotidae. The transcript is spliced from 8 exons.
AUGAAUCAGGCUGACCAAGGUUUACGUGACACGAAGUCUACCCUUCAGUUAAUUCCAAAGAGAAGGCAUCACACUCAACUUCUCCGAUGUGUGGCCUUGGCUGGUACAAACCAGAAUCAAACAGAAGUGAGGGUUAUCGUAUAUGUUCCUCCCGUAAUUGAAAGCUUCUUUGUUCGUCGGAUACCUAUUGGCCAGCGAGGCGUCAAUGCCAUCUUCACCUGCACAUCCGAUGGAAGACCCCCUUGUUCUAUAGCCUGGCUCUGUAAUGACACGAAAGUUACUAACGACACCCGCCAUCAGAUUUACCACAGUCUUCAACAAGAAGAUACCUCGAUGUCGAGUAUUCUGAUUAUUUCUCAUAUUUCGGCAGAAGACGAUGGCAACUAUACAUGUUUGACCGAGACAAGGCUCGGUAACGACAGCUCCACUAUAACAUUUUCAUAUUCUGAUCAGUCUGAUAUCAUACGAGGCGACAGCUAUAUUUCUCUGAAGACUGCCACAAUCACGCCCUCUGUGAAUAAUCAAGGAAAGAGACUCCUCUGCGUGGCUUUACAUCCAGAACUACCAGAUAUCCGUCACUGUGCGGUUUACCUGAAUGUUCAAGGCCCACCAGAUGAUGUUAAAAUGACCGCCCUCGAUGAUCUACACGACGGUAUUGAAACCAAUGUAAGCUGCAGAGCUUUCAAUGGAUACCCCGCUUCGCUCAUCCAUUGGUACAUCGGAACUAGAAAUGUGACACCCAUACCUACCUUGCUAUCCAUCACCAACGGUCGGACUGAAAAUGGAUACAAGAAUGGAAAAUCAGUGAGCAUCACAUAUGGACGAACCCUUAACCUAACAUGUUCAGUCCAAGGCGCAAGACCACCUGCAGAACUGGAGUGGCAAGUUCCUGAAGAAGUACAGGUUCGACUAGGAGGUCAGUUUAACGCUGUUCAUAGUGACGCUUACGUCUCUCAACGAGUUGUUUCUGUAACUCCGUCCAGGGACGAUGGUAACAAGAUUUUCCGUUGUGUGGCUUCGCAUCGGGAGCUGGAUAAUGGACUUCAAUUGUUCAUCCGCCUAGAUGUCCAAGUACCGCCAAGUAACCUCCUGCUUACCGCGUAUGGAUCCAUAACUAAUAAUGCAAAAGAGUCAAGAAGUGUCAAUGUCUUCGAAUGCUCGGCAACAUCAUUCACCUGCAAGAGUAUAGGAUCCAGCCCUACAGCUCUUAUAUCUUGGAUCCUUGCUUCGGAUGACGACCUGGGUAGCACGACCUCUACGUCUACCACGAAUAAGGCCGACCAAGGUUUACGUGACACCAAUUCCACUCUACAGUUGAUUCCAAAGAGAAUUCAUCACAAUCAACUUCUCAUAUGUGUGGCCUCUGCUGGUAUGAACCAACGUCAAGCAGAAGUGAGGGUUAUCGUGUAUGGACCGCCGGAUCCUCCCCAGCUUAACGGAACGGAAGGUUUACAGGGUGGGGUGUCGUCAAAUGUUACUUGCACAUCGAACAACGGCUACCCAGCACCAACUUUCCAUUGGUACCUUAGAUCAAAGAACGUCACCAAAGGUUCUGAUACGCAGACUUUGAGGAAUAGAAAUCAUCGAAUAGAUGCCACAAGUAUUUUCAAUUUCACACCCACGAUAGACGAUCAUGGGGAACUCCUUGUCUGUCAAGUUUUUCAACCAAACGCUACAUCCAUGAAGUCUCGGAGAAUCAGUGCCGUUCUUAAUGUGCUCUAUUCCCCUGUCAUUGUGGACUACUCUGUUCGUCGUUUUUCCAGUGGUCAGCACAGCGUUGAUGCCAUUCUUACAUGUACAUCAGAUAGCAGACCCCUCGCCUCAAUAACAUGGUUCUUGAAUGACAGGGAACUCAUCAACGGCACCCGCCAUCACAUUUACCACAGUCAGGCACAGGAAGAUACCUUGAAGUCGAGUAUUCUGAAUAUUGUAAAUAUUUCGGCAGAAGACGAUGGGAACUAUACAUGUUUGGCAGAGACAAGGCUUUGGAAAGACAGUGCAACCAUAACAUUUUUAUAUUCUGGUAAACCUUCCAUAAUUACACCAAGGCGCAUUGAUGUCAAAUGAUCAAUAUUGAUAAUCACAGAUGACAUAUGAGAACAGUAUGAUACUGCUAUGAUUGUAUAACCGAUGAAAUGAGAUUAUAACCUAGUUACGGUAACUAUCGGGCAAUGUUACGGUAGAUUACUGUGACGACGUUUAGAAACGAUUGAUGGUUAAAGGGAUUAUUACAUGUCUGACAAUAUUCCGGUGAAGAAUUUAUUUGGGUUUUGUUUCGCCAGAAAUACAUUGUAAAGGUCAUGCCUGUAUUUAAAGUUGUAUUAACAUUAGGUGUAGGGUUAGGGUUACUGUUUAGUUUAGGUAUAGGAUUAGGCCCAAGUUUGAAAUUUAGAGUUCGGUUCGUCACGUACAGCUGUCAUUACGACAGGACGAUGUGAAAUUAUACAGAAAUUAAUUGUAAUGAUUGGAUAGUUGUUGAUGUUAUUGUAACAAAAUUAUCUCUUAGUACAUGAAACUAUCAAUAUAUGUUUGAAACUGCUAUCAGGGAUUCCAGAUCCGCCUUAUGAGUUCAUCGUCGAUCAAAACCAGACGAGAUCAUCUACUCUCUUCGUUACUUGGCAACCAGGAAUCGCUAAUGGGCUUCAGUGAAAUGAUAUUUGCCUGUAUCGAAAAGAAAAUAUAUAUGCAUUCAGUCUUUUUUAAAUCAUUACUGGAAAAUAGAUUUAUGCCUAUACAUUGAAAAAUAAAAACAUGAAUACAGCUCGCCGUGAACAAAAAAGCCCACUCUGCCGUUUGGAUGUGGACACGGUGACACACUCAUUAAUAGAUUGCACUGUAUUUAUUUAUUUCAUUCAUGGUAUAAUAAAAAACGUGAUUACUAGUCAAUGGCUGAAUUAUUAAAAUUUUACUAGAAAAUUAAAAUAACACAUAUAGUACAAUAAUGCAAUUUAUAAAAUUAUAAAAACGGCAAAUGAUAACCAGAAUAACUUGACCACUGGGGUUUAAAUAAUUGGAGGAAAAUAAAAAUUGAACAAACAAUAACAGUCAUGAAACAUAACUUGUAAUUCAAUGGAGAAAAUGAAUUGCAUUUGUGAUCAAAGUCUAAAGUAUUUAGAAUAAAUUAAAAUGGGAAUAUAAUUCUAAUCAAAGGUUUAAGUAUUAAAACGCGUACAAAUAUUGCAAAAAUGGUCAAUAACCCAAACAAUCGGAUUAGGUUUGGACAUUUCGCAAUGACAGUAAUGUAAAUAAUGAUCGCAAGGGAGGAAGCCAGUGGUGAAAGUUUGAUGAUAGUUUGGUCAAUCCUUUGACCGAACUCAAUACCAGCUUCUCCGUCUCCUGAAAGCACAAAAAUGGUUAAACAAAGUUGCUUUAACAUAUUGUAUCGAUGGUGCAGGUGUCUGUUCUCCAUUCAAGUGAUUUUACUAUUUCGAUCCUAAGAACUUACCAGACUGUUUACCACUUUCUUUUACGAUAACACCCGUUUCUUGGAGAGUGGCAUUGGGGUUUCGUGAUACGUUGGCAUGAAUACUGGAAGCCAUUCCAUUGACACAUUUCUCAACUUCGCUCAAUCUAUGAACCUGCCGCCUUGAGUGUAUGUUUUUUGUGUAUUAACUGACAUAAAUCUGGUAAGUAGGCUCUUAGAUGCGCUCCCAGAAUCAUUCUUGCGAGCCUAUUGUGAGGUUUUACCAGUCUAUCUAAGAUAACAUAUAAACGCUUUGACAAGAAAACAUCACAAUUGUCCAAUAGUGGCAUUGCGAGGGAGGUACAUAGUAACUUAAACAUAAUAUUAUGAAUUUAUUGCAAAUCUUUUAAGAUAACCAAUUUUCUUUGAAUUUGUCUUUGCCGUAAAUUAAACA